This is a messenger RNA of Staurois parvus, 352 nucleotides long. Lineage: Eukaryota; Metazoa; Chordata; Amphibia; Anura; Ranidae. The record is from the annotation of a GenBank genome assembly.
CCGGGGAGACCGGAUAUAGUGAAUGCAGGGUCCGGGGAGAGCGGAUAUAGUGAAUGCAGGAGUCCGGGGAGACCAGAUAUAGUGAAUGCAGGGUCCGGGGAGACCAGAUAUAGUGAAUGCAGAGUCCGGGGAGACCAGAUAUAGUGAAUGCAGGGUCUGGGGAGACCAGAUAUAGUGAAUGCAGGGUCCGGGGAGACCAGAUAUAGUGAAUGCAGGGUCCGGGGAGACCAGAUAUAGUGAAUGCAGGAUAUAGUGAAUGCAGGGUCCGGGGGAGACCAGAUAUAGUGAAAAGCAGGAUAUAGUGAAUGCAGGGUCCAGGGAGACCAGAUAUAGUGAAUGCAGGGUCCUGGGA